Messenger RNA from Ornithorhynchus anatinus (platypus), 6406 nucleotides. RefSeq names its product zinc finger CCCH-type containing 4 (gene ZC3H4). The record is from RefSeq and is a predicted model, not a curated record. Bases 457 to 4311 code for a protein of 1284 amino acids. The transcript is spliced from 14 exons. Gene Ontology annotation, cellular component: nucleus. Lineage: Eukaryota; Metazoa; Chordata; Mammalia; Monotremata; Ornithorhynchidae. Gene Ontology annotation, biological process: negative regulation of DNA-templated transcription. Gene Ontology annotation, molecular function: RNA binding; metal ion binding.
GCGGCGAGGCCGGGCGGCAGGGACUCGGGGGGGGGAGGGGGAAGAGAGUCCGCCCGUCCACCCGCCUCCGCUUCUCUCUCUCUUUCUCCCUCUCUCUUUCUCUGUCUCUCUCUUCCCCGCCCCCUGGCCCGAGCGAUACACAUCCAACACCCACCAGUGUCUUCCCCGCUCCCUUCCCCGUGCUCCGCCGCCCGCCCCGUCCCGUCGCUCGCUCCCUCGCUUGUUCCCGCCCCGGCCCCAAUGAGGGUCCGGGGGGCCUGAGCCUCCCCGCGGGGCCCGCCGCGUGCGGGCCGGUGUGCGGGGGUGGGAAAGCCCCCCGAAGCCCCCCCCCACCAAAGCAGGCCCCCCUCCACGCGGGUGGUGCGUGACCGGCGGGGAGGGGGGGGGAGAGAGGGACCGUCCCUCCGGCUCCCCCCCCCAGCACCCAAACGCCCGACCGGGGGUGAGCGGGCCCCCAUGGAGAGCGCCCCGCCGCCGCCGCCCUCUCCGUCCCCGCCGCCCUCCGGCCACGACCCCGGCGGCAGCAGCGGCCGGCUCGGCCCGGCGGGGCCCCACCACCUCCUCCACCGCCUCCUGCUCCCUGACGAAAGGGAGGAUGGAGAGUUGGAGGAAGGGGAGCUGGAGGACGAUGGGGCCGAGGAGCCCCAGACCACUGCCUCAGGGGGACAUGAAAGGAGCCGCAAGGACAAGGGGGAGAAGCACCCAAGCGACUCGGAUGAGGAGAAGGCCCACAGGAGGAUGAAGCGGAAGCGGCGGAAAGAACGGGAGAAAGAGAAGAGACGAGCAAAGAAGAAGAGAAAAUCCAAACACAAGCGCCACGCGUCGUCGAGUGACGACUUCUCGGACUUCAGCGAAGACUCUGAUUUCAGCCCAGCGGAGAAGGGGCACCGGAAGUACAGGGAGUACAGCCCCCAGUAUUCUUCUUCCCACCAGCAGUACCCGUCCUCUCACAAUGCCCCGCUGCCCAAGAAGAGCUACUCGAAAAUGGACAGCAAGAGCUACCCCAUAUAUGAGGACUACCCCAGUGAGCCUUUCGCAGAAUACGACGGUGAAGGGGAGGACGAGGAACUGGCCAAGGAGGACUACGAUGACUUCGCCAAAGAGCUGAACCAGUACCGGCGAGCCAAAGAGGGCAGCAGCCGGGGCCGAGGUGGCCGAGGCCGUGGAAGGGGCUACCGGGGGAGCCGAGGAAGCCGAGGAGGGUCCCGGGGCCGAGGGAUGGGCCGAGGCGGCCGCGGCAGGGGGCGGGGGUCCCUGGGCGGAGACCACCCCGAAGACGAAGAGGACAUGUAUGAGGAAGAGAUGGAGUUCGGAGACAACGAGGAGCCCAUGGGAGAUGAGGAGUACGAUGACUACUCUAAAGAGCUGAACCAGUACCGGCGGUCCAAGGAGGGCCGGGGGCGAGGGUUAAGCCGAGGCCGGGGCCGGGGCUCGAGGGGCCGAGGGAAAGGCCUGGGGAGAGGCCGGGGCCGCGGCGGGGGCCGCGGCAUGAACAAAGGCGGCAUGGAUGACGACGAUUACUAUGACGACGACAUGGGCGACGGCGGCGGAGGUGGGAGCUAUCGGAGGAACGACCACGACAAGCCUCACCAGCAGGCGGACAAGAAGGGCAAAGUCAUCUGCAAGUACUUUGUGGAGGGCCGCUGCACCUGGGGAGAACACUGUAACUUCAGCCACGACAUCGAGCUGCCAAAGAAGCGGGAGCUGUGCAAGUUUUACAUCACUGGCUUCUGUGCCAGGGCCGAAAACUGCCCAUACAUGCAUGGUGACUUUCCCUGCAAACUGUUCCACACCACGGGCAACUGCAUAAAUGGGGACGACUGCAUGUUCUCCCACGAACCCCUGACGGAGGAGACCCAGGAGCUCCUGGACAAGAUGCUAGCCGACGACGCCGAAGCCGGGGCAGAAGACGAGAAGGAGGUCGAGGAGCUGAAGAAACAAGGCAUCAACCCCCUCCCCAAACCUCCCCCUGGCGUGGGUCUCCUGCCGACACCGCCCCGCCCUCCUGUGCCCGCAGCUCCCACGUCCCCCAACGGCAGGCCCCUGCCCGGGGGCCCCCCGCCCCCGCCUCCGCCGCCGCCGCCCGGCCCGCCGCAGAUGCCACCGCCCCCACACGAGCCGCUGUCCCCGCAGCAGCAGGACAUGUACAACAAGAAGAUCCCAUCUCUCUUCGAGAUUGUCGUGCAGCCCACCAGGCAGCUGGCCGAGAAGCUGGGCGUGCGGCAUCCCGGCGCCCAGGCUCCCCGCUUCCCCGGUCCCGGGGGGCCUUCUGGGCCAAUGGGGCCUGGGCCAAACGCAGGUCCUGGGCCCAUGCACCCGGACAUGCAUCCGGACAUGCAUCCGGAUAUGCAUCCGGACAUGCACCCGGACAUGCACCCGGACAUGCACCCGGACAUGCACCCGGACAUGCACCCAGACAUGCCGAUGGGUCCUGGCAUGAACCCCGGCCCCCCCAUGGGCCCCGGGGGCCCCCCGAUGAUGCCCUACGGACCCGGGGACUCCCCCCACUCAGGAAUGAUGCCUCCCAUCCAGCCUGCGCAGAAUUUCUAUGAGAACUUCUACCAACAGCAAGAGGGCAUCGACAUGGACCACGGCAUGGUGGGGGGUGCAGUUUCAGGGGACUAUGGCCAUUAUGAAGAGAUGCAGGACGAGGGGAGGGAGCACGUCUUCCCGGACCCGCCGCUGGAGCCCGACGACAUGCCCGAGGGAGGACCGGCCGCGAUGCCCAAACCGGCGGGCGGCAUCCCCGACUUCCUGCCGUCCGCCCAGAGGGCCCUGUACCUGCGCAUCCAGCAGAAGCAGCAGGAGGAGGAGGAGCGGGCCCGGAGGCUGGCCGAGAGCAACAAGCAGGAGCGGGACAACGAGGAAGGCGACACGGGCAACUGGUACUCCAGCGACGAGGACGAGGACGGCGGCAGCAGCGUCUCCUCCAUCCUGAAGACCCUGCGACAGCAGUCGUCCAGCAGGGCCCAGCCGGGCAGCGGGGAGCUGGGAGGCAGCCCGGGCCCGGCAUCUGCCGUGGGAGACCCCCGCUUGCAGAAGGGGGGCCUGCCCCCGGGCAGGCCCGCCGACCCCCGCCUCUCCAGGGACCCCCGGCUCUCCCGUGGCGGCGUUGACUGCCCGGGGGACACGGGCCCCAUGGACCCCCGGCUUGCCCGCCACGCUCCCUCCGCCCCCCGGCCCGAGCCCGCCGCGGCCCCACCCGCCGCAGCGGCCCUGGGCCCCGACGAGGAGGAAGGGGAGCGGGCGCUGAGGGAGAAGCCGGUGCCCAUCCCCCUGGACGCCCUGCCCGGCCACCCGCAGCGUGACCCACGCUCCCAGCUGCAGCAGUUCAGUCACAUCAAGAAGGCCGUGACGCUGGGCAAGCCCAGCUUCUCCCGGACGGUGCUGUGGAGCCCCGAGGACCUCAUCCCCCUGCCCAUCCCCAAGCAGGAGGCCGCCCCCGGGAGCGCCCUCGACCCCAGGCUCAACCGGGCUCCCCCCGCUGCCGCCCCCGGGCCUUCCGACCCCCGGCAACGCGGGGCGGCCCCCACGGGGGCCCCGGAGGCCGGCACCUCCCUGCCCGACUUCGAGCUGCUGUCUCGGAUCCUCAAGACGGUGAACGCAUCCGGCCCCUCGGCCCCCGGCCCCCCGGGCCCCGGCGACAAGCCGAGUGACCCCCGCACCCGCAAGGCCCCCGCCGACCCCCGGCUCCAGAAGCCGGCGGACGCGGCCUCCCGGGCCCCGGUGCCGGCCCCGGCCGGCGAGGCCCCCGCCCCCGCCAUCGCCCCCUACGACCCCCGCCUGCUGACCGCCGGUGGGGUGGGCAAGGGUGGCGGCCAGAGCAGCGUGCUCAGUGGCAUCAGCCUAUACGACCCCAGGACCCCCGGCCUGGGCAGCAAGGCGGCUGCGGAGCCCCCCGCCGAGGGAAGCGGCCCCCCGCCCAAGGCCCCAGAUGGCAGCGCCAAGAGCAGCGCCAAGCCCAAGGAGCCACCGUUCGUCCGCAGGUCAGCCCUGGACCAGCCAGAGGCCGAGAAGCCGGGCCCCGACUCGGCCACCGACCGCUACAACAGUUACAACAGGCCACGCCCCAAGGCCUCCGCCGCCUCCGCCGCAGGCACACCGCCCUCCACCCAGGAGGCCACCCCGCAGCCCGGCGUGCACAGCCUGCCCGUGCCCACCCUUUUCGGUCCCGUGAAGCAGGCCGCCAAGCCCGGCCCCGGAAGCCCAUUCGCGGGCAAUAGCCCCGCGCAGGAGGGCGAGCAGGACGCUGCUUCUCUGAAAGAGGUUUUUAAAGGCUUCGACCCCACCGCGUCCCCGUUCUGCCAGUAGCGUGACUAGGCACUUGGGUCUUCCGUGCCCACCAGGGCGGGGUUGGGAGCGGGCUGGGGGCUCCGGGCCACCCGGGCUGUUUUUAAAUCCGCACAACUCGCAGGUUCUGACCCGCCUGAGGAUGAAGGCCCUCGGUGCCCGGCAGCCUCGUCCCAGAAUCCCCUCGUCCCAUGCCCAGACACCGUGUGGGUUUCCGAUUUUUGUAGCCCAGCCUUCUGCCGCCUCGUGGCUGUGGGGGGGGACCCCGCCUCCUCCCUCCCCAGUCCGGUCAGCUCCUCCGGGCUCAUCCCGGAGGGUCGGAGCUGAGGGCUUCCGUCGGAGCAGCCGUAGGAGCCGUUGGGCAGUGGAAGUCAUCCGUCCGUCCACCCCCCGGGCCCAUGGCUGUGUUGUUAAGGGUGGGGGGGACGGGAGAAGUAUUGGGCUGGGUGGGGGAGAGGAGGGUCGAGGAGGGGGGCGCGGGGCGGGACAGCAGAGACCCCACCCCGGGGAAUACGGGUCUGUGGACCAGGCGGAGGCGCUGGCAGCUUCCCUGUCUGCUUCCUUUGCUUUCUUGGUUUUUCUCCUGUCAGUAUUAUGGCAGUAUUAGGGCAGCAUUGCAGCCGUUCCGUUCCCCCCCUCCUUCCCUCCCAUGCCCAGUCCCCUCUCUCUCUUCCCCUCCCUCCCGAAGACCAGUAGGAGCACUUCCAAGCCAUGAUGCACUGCACUGCCUGAUGGGGGGAGCCCUUCCCCCAACUUGGCCCACCCGUCACGGGGGCUGGCCGGGGGUUGCGGCAAGGGGUGUUGGAGCACAAGGACGUGGUAACCGGACCCGGGAGCCGGGGCUUUGGGCCUGGUCCUCCACCCCCCACCCUCCCUACUGCCCCCCAACCCGUCCCGGUGCCCCUGAGGGCCCCGCGGCCGCCCAAGGCACUCUUGUCUCGCUUCGGUUUUGGGCUUUCCCUCUUCCUCCUCCACUUAGGGGCUUGGGUUGGCUGUGCCCGCCCCGCCUUAGCCAAGGAUGUGGGGGGGUGCUGGCCCUUGGUGGCAUCACUAUGAAAUGGGCAUGGAACCUAGAGGGGCACGAGGAGUUGGGUGGCUGGAGCCCUCCACCCCCUCCUCCUCCCCGCGGCGCCCCGACCCCUCUGCAGAAACGGGCAAGAUCCAGCCUGUGCGGGUUGGUCCGAGUGCCCCGGGCCCGUGCCCCUGCUUGGAGAGGGUGCCGGUGUCGCCCUGGCACUCUGAUUCUUUUCUGGUUUUUUUUUUAAAUGCCUUCCCACCCCCAUGCCUCUUUUUUAUGUUUCUGUCCCUUCUACUUGAGAAUAAUGUUGAAACUUCCUCACUGCAGGUUCCCUGGAGUCCUGGGCCUGCCGACUUUUGGCUCCUUUCCCCCUGCCCCGCGGCCACAGCUGCGUCUGUGGGUGGUCCCUGAGCCCGUCCGUCCUUUGGGUCACGUUCCCCCACCCCAGCUGGCCGGGGGUCAUGGGGACAGGACCCGAGGGGGACGGGCGCACGGUCCGUUUUGUUUUUUAAGAUAAAAAAUCAUUCGUUCAAUUUUUCCGAUCCCCGGCAGAAGUUCGGGGCUAAGGGCUAAAGGCCAUACUCGGGCGUUUGCUGGCAUAACUGCAGGAGAUUGCGGGAGGGUUGGCUGUGGUCCCGUUAGCUUUUUUUUUUUUGUAAAAAAGAUAAUUUUUUAAAAAAGAAAAAAAAACCCAUGAGCAAAGUAAGUGGUGGCGGAGCCGGCACCCCGUGGGACCCCAGCUAUCGCCCCCCGCCCCCUCUUGCCCUUACCCUCUAGGCCAGCGCUUUUAAAAGUAAUGGUUCCAGAACCACAACUGUAAUAAAAGUGUAAAUACUAUUUCAGAGUUGAAGUUGAUGAUGCAAAUAUGUAUAUACUGUAUUGUAUUUUUACGAUGAUUUGUUGCAUGGCUUUCCUUUACACGGCGCCCCUCCCUCCCGGCUGUUUUUUGUUUGUUUUUUGGGGUUUUGUUUUUUUUUUUUUUUUGGUAACCCACGUCUUCCAAAAAAAAAAAAAUUUUCAUUUGCAUUUCUCCUGUGGUCUCUUCGAUCUACGAUAAUUGUAUUACUGCCAUUAAAGAUCGCGGUUAUUUUAAAGUGC